AGCUCAGCAACGGUUUCUGCGAAAUGGCCAAGUCAAAGAACCACACUAACCACAACCAAUCUGCUAAGGCUCACCGUAACUUGAAGUUCUCCCAAAGAGCUCGUUACCCAUCCAAGAAGGGUGUCGACCCAAAGUUCCUUCGUAACCAAAGAUACGCUACUCAAGGUAACAUCAAGAAGGCACUUGCUAUCAGAAAGGGCGCUGUUGAAGCAAACUAAGCAGUUUGACUUGCAGGAAACUGUCUUGAAUGAUACAUUCAUUAUGAG
Messenger RNA from Wallemia mellicola CBS 633.66, 266 nucleotides. RefSeq lists its product as hypothetical. Gene Ontology annotation, biological process: cytoplasmic translation. The coding region runs from base 24 to 218 and encodes 64 amino acids. Lineage: Eukaryota; Fungi; Basidiomycota; Wallemiomycetes; Wallemiales; Wallemiaceae. The record is from RefSeq and is a predicted model, not a curated record. Gene Ontology annotation, cellular component: cytosolic large ribosomal subunit; ribosome. The transcript is spliced from 5 exons. Gene Ontology annotation, molecular function: structural constituent of ribosome.